This is a messenger RNA of Carya illinoinensis, 1548 nucleotides long. RefSeq names its product DAG protein, chloroplastic. The record is from RefSeq and is a predicted model, not a curated record. Lineage: Eukaryota; Viridiplantae; Streptophyta; Magnoliopsida; Fagales; Juglandaceae. Gene Ontology annotation, biological process: mitochondrial mRNA modification; cytidine to uridine editing. Bases 111 to 1325 code for a protein of 404 amino acids. Gene Ontology annotation, cellular component: mitochondrion. The transcript is spliced from 5 exons.
AGUCGACACUCUAUUUCCAUUUCUCUAAGAAACCUCCCCAAAGCCCCCAAAGCCCUCGGGAGCGUAUUCCUCUCUCACGCUUCGAGCUAGCGUUACCAACACCAGCAGCAAUGGCGCUGUAUUCUUUCCGCCUGCGUCGAACCCUAACCUCUCUAUCCACCCUCAACCGCAGUCUCUAUGAAGUUUCUUCAGUUCCUGCAAUCUCUACUCCUGCUUUACAGUCUCCACUUCUCCAGGGCAGCACUUUCAGGUCAUCAAGGCCCUUCACUCUUCUAUUUCAAUCCCGGCCGUUCAAAUCGACGACCUUCGUGCUCUCCUCGGCCCGCUCAACAUACAAUAGCAACAGCAACGAGGAAAUCGGGCCUGAUACGAUACUGUUCGAAGGUUGCGACUACAACCACUGGCUUAUCGUUAUGGAUUUUCCGAAGGACCCCAAGCCCACACCCGAGCAAAUGGUGCAGACCUACGAGGAAACCUGUGCCAAGGGCCUCAACAUUAGUUUGGAAGAAGCGAAAAAGAAAAUGUAUGCCUGUAGCACGACAACAUAUUCAGGCUUUCAGGCUGUGAUGACGGAAGAAGAGUCCAACAAGUUUCACGGUUUACCUGGAGUCAUUUUCGUGCUGCCAGAUUCUUACAUUGAUCCAGUAAACAAGGAGUAUGGAGGAGAUAAAUACAUUAAUGGAACAAUUAUACCAAGGCCACCCCCAAUUCAGUACGGGAGGCCGGGACGAAAUCGUGAUCGUAGAUAUGGACAAGGUCCACCAUCAAAUCAGCAAUGGAAACCGUCAAAUGACUACCAGAUGUCAGGAGAUGGAAGGAAUUAUGGUGCUCCACAAAACCAUCCACCACAGCAGAAUUAUGGUCCACCUAGACAAGGAGAAAGAGGCGAUCAUAUACCCAUGAACAACAGGAAUUAUGCCCCAGGAGGAAUGGGCAAUUACCAGUCAGGGCGGGGAGAUCCAGUUCCUUCCUAUCAGAGUAAUUACAACCCAAGUGGGCAGGGAAAUUAUUCUCCCCAAGAACAAAGGGACUUCCCCCAACGCGAUCAGAGUCAUUAUGGACCUCCUGGACAGGGGAAUUUUGUUGGAGCUAAUAGGAACUAUGGUCCUUCACAGGAUGGAUCUUAUGGGCGAGGACCAGGUGGAUAUCAGGGCCAAGAAACAUAUGGACCUUCUGGGCAGGGUGCAAGUUCUGGCAAUGGCCAGGGUUACCCAGGGCAUGGAGAAGCUCAAAGGUUCUCACAAGAGGAGCAGAGAAACUGGCAAGGAGAGCCAAGGACCUAUGCACCGAGGGGACCAACUGGAAAUGACCAAGGGAGAUAUUGAUAACACAUUUCAAACGGCUAUUGGAAGAGAAGCCAUGUAACGUAGUUACAUCUCUUUUCUACACUCUCACUAGCAAGGACAUCAAAUAUAAGGCCUUUUGAGAUUUUCCGAUAAUAGUCUGCAAGCUUUUUGUUUGUUAACUUGUGAAGUUGGAACUUGCAACUUUCUUCUAUGAAGCUGUAUCUUUGAUUUCUGGUUAUACCAAGUUCUGUGGGUUAGUAAA